This is a messenger RNA of Cyprinodon variegatus (sheepshead minnow), 1094 nucleotides long. It is a transcript of the gene dazl, whose product is annotated as deleted in azoospermia-like. The record is from RefSeq and is a predicted model, not a curated record. Bases 23 to 673 code for a protein of 216 amino acids. Lineage: Eukaryota; Metazoa; Chordata; Actinopteri; Cyprinodontiformes; Cyprinodontidae. The transcript has 10 exons. Gene Ontology annotation, molecular function: RNA binding.
ACCGGUUUUUAUCGUUUUAGACAUGGAUUUCAGCAAGCCCAGAGGCAUCAUCCAGACCGUACCUUUGAAGCUACCUAAUGGAUACAUCCUGCCUGAGGGCAGGCUGACUCCCAACGCGCUCUUUGUUGGUGGGAUUGACAUGAAGGCGGAUGAGAAUGAAAUGAGGGAGUUCUUUGCAAGAUAUGGCAAUGUCAAGGAGGUGAAAAUAAUCACAUACCGUGGAGGAGUCUGCAAAGGUUAUGGAUUUGUGUACUUUCAAGAAGAUGUGAACAUUCAGUCAAUCAUUGAGCAACAGAUCAUUUUUAAAGGGCGGAAACUCAAGCUGGGACCAGCGAUCAUGAAACAACGGAGUCCUCGGUCUGUUCCAUCCCGUCUGGUUGGGCCCUCCCCUUUGAUGAAUCCCUCUCAGUAUAUGUACUGUGCAUGCUGCUCACCUUUGGGAGGAGUGGUCACACAUCCCUCACCUGCCUUCAGUGGGGCCAGCCCCUAUAAUCAGCCGUACCCAUACAGCAACUUCGCUGGAGUAAUUGUUCCCCAGAUGCCGAUGAGUUACACACAGAAUCCAUACCCCUACCAGUACACCCAAGCUCCUUGGACACCAGACCAAAGGGCUCGACCUGUCAACCAGAGCUUUGUGGACUGUGGAGUCCAGACUAUGCUGACUGUGCAAUAGUCUAAAGCUGUUAAGCCUCCUGCAAGAUGGAGCCUACGGUAGCUUCAACAAGGUAGAAUGCAGACGAGUUAUCAUCUUGUCGUCCUGGACGUCUGAAAGCCUCCCGACCAACGCUGUGUUUUCCGAACACCUUCGCCUCCAGUUUUUCAGAGCCUUUUUAACACCAGACUGCAUGAGCUUCCCCCUUAAACCGAACCACAUAGAUCCCAGCCUCUUUAACCCAGAUUGGUGACGUUGACCUGUGGUCGGCUGCUUUUAAUUCACACGGAUCACAGAAACUUUUUAUAGAGCGCACUCACUAUACCAACCAAAGCAUGGGAUCACUUUUUUUUUUUUUUAUAUAAUCCCAAAACAAAAACACUUAAAUAUUUUAAUCUCACUUUUUUUGUUUAUUUAUAUUAUGUUUAAUUUAUUUUUUUCU